Molecule: messenger RNA, 2110 nt
Organism: Cicer arietinum (chickpea)
Lineage: Eukaryota; Viridiplantae; Streptophyta; Magnoliopsida; Fabales; Fabaceae
Product: protein NUCLEAR FUSION DEFECTIVE 4-like
Cellular component (GO): membrane
Source: RefSeq, a predicted model, not a curated record
CUUUCACGGUAUGUGGCAUAAUGGAGAACCGCAACAUUAUGUCAAUUAAAAGAAAACGUAUUUUCAUCAAAAAGUUUCCUAGAAAAUGUAUUUCCAGUCCCAGUCAUCAUCAUACACUAGAAGGACUUUCAACUAAUUUAUCUUUUUUCUACAAUACUUAUUGCUUCUCAAUUUUCGUCUACCAAUGUCAAUACAUUAUAAAAAACAACAACCAACAAUCUCUUUUAAGCAAUCACCAAAUUCAGCUUGAACAGUAGUGAAGAGGAAAGCUCACAUAAUAACAAAUCUCCUUUUUUCUCGGUGGUUGGAAGAAAAAUGGUAGGGGAAUCUAGAAAGUGGGGGGUGCUAAUAGCAACAAUUUGGAUACAAGCAUUCACAGGAACAAACUUUGACUUCUCAUCUUAUUCAUCUGAGAUGAAAUCAGUUCUUGAUAUAACUCAGCUUCAGCUCAAUUCUCUUUCUGUUGCUUCAGAUAUGGGGAAAGCAUUUGGGUGGUGUUCUGGUCUGUUACUCAUGUAUUUUCCUUUGUGGGUUGUUUUGUUUAUGGCUGCUUUCUUCGGCUUUCUUGGUUAUGGAUUUCAGUGGCUUGUUAUUCAAAGAUUCAUUACUUUGCCUUAUUUUCUGGUGUUUUUCCUAUGCUUGAUUGCAGGGUGUAGCAUCUGCUGGUUUAACACCAUCUGCUAUGUAUUAUGUAUCAGAAAUUUCACAACUAACCGUUCACUUGCAUUAUCUUUGAGUAUUAGUUUCAAUGGUGUAAGUGCAGCUUUAUACACUCUCAUUGCCAAAGCAAUAAACACAAAUGAUGAUACUCUCUAUCUUUUCCUUAAUGCUCUUGUUCCUAUCCUCAUUUCUGCAUUAGUACUCAUUCCAAUCCUCCAACAAUCACAUCCUCAACAACAUUCUCUGGACACGGUUCGUCAUCGAGACGAUUCCAUAGUUUUUAUUUGUCUCAACAUCCUUGCUCUUGUCAUAGGACUCUACCUUAUCUUCCUAUACUCCCUCUCUUCUUCAACAAUCAUAGCUCGCGUUAUCCUCGUCGGCGCAAUUUUUCUCUUAGCACUUCUCUUAUUCUUGCCAAGCAUUGUGAAUUCAAUAGAAUGGCCUUGUUUCACUCUACCUAAUAGCUUUUCAUUAUACGACUCAAGUUUCACUCUUGUUGACAAUCAUGAUGAGCAUGAGCUUCACAAAGAGCUCAUUAGUAGUAAUGAGAAUGGUUUUGCAAGUAAUGGAAGUGUUCAAAGCAUGAUGAUAGAGAAGAAUUUUUGUUUUGUGAAUGUGUUGGAGAAAGAGAAGAUUACUAUGCUUGGAGAAGAGCAUUCAACAAAAUUGUUGGUUAGAAGAUGGGAUUUUUGGCUAUAUUAUAUUGCAUAUUUCUGUGGAGGAACAAUUGGAUUGGUUUAUAGUAACAACUUGGGGCAAAUUUCUCAAUCACUUGAACUCAGUUCUCACAUAAGUUCUCUUGUGACACUUUACUCUACAUGUUCCUUUUUUGGUAGACUUCUUGCAGCUGCGCCUGACUUCUUAAGCAGCAAGAUAAAAUUUGCAAGAACAGGAUGGUUUGCCGCAGCUUUGGUGCCAACACCUAUUGCAUUCAUUCUGCUAGCCAUAUCUGGUAGCAAAACAGCAUUGGAAAUAGGCACAAGCUUGAUUGGUUUAAGUUCUGGCUUUGUUUUCUCUGCAGCAGUAUCUAUUACAUCAGAACUAUUUGGUCCAAACAGUGUUGGAGUGACCCACAACAUUCUCAUCACCAACAUUCCUUUAGGUUCAUGCCUUUAUGGCCUUCUUGCAGCAUUGAUUUAUGACUCUAAUGCAACAACCACAAGAAAAUCAAUAUGGCUGCAUGAGAUGUCCUUGUGUAUGGGGAGGAAAUGCUAUAUGCAGACAUUUGUAUGGUGGGGUUGCAUUUCAAUGGUUGGAUUGGUUUCAAGCUUCUUGCUUUACUUUAGGACUAAGCAAGCUUAUGACAAUUAUGAAAGAGAUAAAAAAAGAAUCAGAACACAGCUGACAACUUAGCUUAUGAAUUAGAACUAUGAUGUGAUAGAACACUGUAUAGCAUAUGAUGCAAUAUUGAAACAUUAUCAGUAUAUAAAUAUAUUAACUUUUGUGAUCA